Naegleria fowleri is the source of this 561-nucleotide messenger RNA. RefSeq lists its product as uncharacterized. The record is from RefSeq and is a predicted model, not a curated record. Gene Ontology annotation, molecular function: 2 iron, 2 sulfur cluster binding. Gene Ontology annotation, biological process: P450-containing electron transport chain. NCBI's taxonomy places the organism in Eukaryota, Heterolobosea, Eutetramitea, Acrasida, Naegleriidae. The transcript is spliced from 2 exons. The coding region runs from base 1 to 561 and encodes 186 amino acids. Gene Ontology annotation, cellular component: mitochondrion.
AUGUUCAACACAAUCUUGCCUCGUUCCAUCAUCCAACCGUUGAUGAGUCGUGGUAUUGUUUCUAGAAAGGUUGUCAUAGUUACGGAUGAAAUGUGGAGAGCUCAUAGGAAUUUUAAUGUUGUGGCAAUGAGUCAUUCUACAAGCAACACCAUACGAGAAUUUUCGUCGUCAAACUCGAAAUGUAUGAGUGUUGGAUACAAAAAUCCGAACGCAGAGACUGUCAAUAUUACAUUUGUUGACCCAAAGAACAAUAUCAAAAAAACAGUAAAGGCCCCAAUAGGAGAGCAUUUAUUGGCUGUCGCUCAUGCCAAUGAUAUCGAUUUAGAGGGUGCUUGUGAGGCCUCUCUUGCUUGCUCUACUUGUCAUGUAUACAUUCAAGACGAAUAUUUCAACAAAUGUGGAGAGCCAGAAGAGGAAGAAGAGGAUAUGCUUGAUUUGGCAUAUGGAUUGGCUCACAAUUCAAGAUUGGGUUGUCAAGUCAUUGUCUCUAAGGAGUUGGAAGGAAUGACAGUGACCCUACCAAAAGCAACUAGAAACAUGCAAGUCGAUAAGAAGAAGUAA